Molecule: messenger RNA, 1338 nt
Organism: Phaeoacremonium minimum UCRPA7
Lineage: Eukaryota; Fungi; Ascomycota; Sordariomycetes; Togniniales; Togniniaceae
Product: putative sodium phosphate protein
Exons: 2
Coding region: 1-1338 (445 amino acids)
Biological process (GO): phosphate ion transmembrane transport
Cellular component (GO): membrane
Source: RefSeq, a predicted model, not a curated record
AUGCGAUCUAAUCCGGUCCCUUGGGCAGUCUGGUCUUCACCUCUCUUUUUCCUUAUUGCAGGCACUGUCUGUUCUCUUUCUAUUGUUUACAAAGGCUCCCCAAACCUUGGUCUCGAUAAGAAGCCUCCAUGGUAUAUCGCGAGUGUUACUCUCGGUGUUGGCUUCGGCCUCUUCGUCUUAUCGGCAAUUUUUUUCGUCCCUUACGUUCACGGCAAGGUCAUUAAGAAAGACUACACCCUCAAGCUAUACCACGUCUUUCUUGGACCUCUGUUAUUUAAGCGUCCCGCUCCUGCCGAUGCUGAGCGUGCUAAGGUGCCUAAUUAUGCUGUCUUGCAACAUGGCGGCGAAGAUGACCAGGACGAGAACAACAGUGGCUUGCAAAUUCCCGAGAAAACCGCCGAUAAGAUUGGAGACCACGACAAGAGCAGUUCUGAUGAUGUUAACGCAGUGACAUCCGUGCCAGCACCUAUUAUUGCCAUCGCCGAUAGUGAGAAGGGCGAUGCGACAGUUGCUCUCAACCCCAAUGAGCAAUACAAGUUGCUUCUCAAAAAGGCCCGUGAACGCCAUCACCAGGGGCUGCGCCAAAAGCGUGGGCCACUUGGGUGGGCAAUGCGUGUGUUGCACGAUAACCCUUUGGGUGCGGGAAGCAUCUACGAGCUACACAACCUGAAGUCUCUCUUGAUUCGCUUCCCUGCCAUGAUCGUUGUUGCUUUAACAUACGGUCUGCACUAUGAUAUACAUAAGGCUCAAGUCGGUGUUCUUGGUACUCCCGAAGGCCGUCGAAUGGACCGUGUCUAUGCACACGCACCCAAAUACGCUAAUGAAGUCGAAUACCUGUACUCCUUCGUGCAGAUUAUCACGGCCUGUACUGCAUCUUUUGCCCAUGGGGCCAAUGAUGUCGGCAAUGCUGUCGGUGUGUGGGCCGGGAUGUACGCUGCUUGGUCUACUGGCAGAACUGCUGCUUCGAAGGAGCAUGUCCCUCUCUGGCAAAUUGCAGUUGUUGCUCUGACUAUUUGUAUUGGUUUCAUCACCUAUGGAUACAACAUUAUGAAAGUCAUGGGCAACAAGAUCACUUACCACUCCCCAUCACGUGGUUCCUCCAUGGAGAUGGGUGCGGCGAUUACUAUUUUGAUAUUCUCCCAGUACUCCUUGCCUGUCUCGACGUCCAUGUGUAUUACUGGUGCCACUGUUGGUGUUGGUCUCUGUAAUGGAACCUUCAAGGCCGUCAAUUGGCAGAGAGUUGGACUUCUCUUCUUCUCCUGGGUUAUGACUAUCCCUAUUGCUGGGCUCAUUGGUGGUGGUCUCAUGGGUCUCGCUGUCAACACACCCUCUUGGUAA